AUGAGUGGAGCAGCGACGCGGAGCCGCUCGGAGGAUCCGGGAUCCAGGAUUGGGCUCUUCCACACGCAGGCGGAGCUGAUGGCCCUGCUGCCCGCGCUGCCCAAGCUGCGGGACACCUUCGAUCUAUUCGUGGCGAACGGCAGCAAGCCGCCGGCCAGCGGAGACUCGGCCCUGCGCUUCGUGGACGGAUGCGCCAGCAUCGACCUCUCCGACGUGGCGGACUGCCUGCGCGCCAUGGGCCUGAGUCCCGGCGAGGACUGGAUGCGAGACCGCCUGGCGGAGCAGCUGCGGCGGCGGGAGGCGCUCGGUCCGGAGGGGGCGCGCUUCGCCAGGCGGGCCACCUUCGAGCUGGUGCUCACUCUCUACUGCGCCCUGGCGCCGACCAGCGAGGGGCGGGGGCCCACGGCGGCGGAGGUGCUGCAGGUGCUGCGCAGCCGCGACCCCGCGGGCACCGGGAUGCUGCCCUACAGCCAGCUGCGGCGCAUGCUCACCUCCACGGGCGAGCGGCUGGACGAGGCCGAGGUCUUCGGGCUGCUGCACUCGGUGGCGGACGUCGCCGGCAACGUGCACUACGAGCCGCUGGUGCAGCAGCUGUUCGCCAGGCACGCACGGGCGGACGGACAGCCGGAGUCGGAGGCGGAGGAGGCGCUGCGGCAGGCGGGGCUCUACCUGCAGGCGGUGGGCCGGCACGCCGUGGACAUGGACAUGGCCAAGCGGGACGAGUUCAUCGAGGCGCUGCGGCGGGAAGAUCCCCUGGGCACCGGCUUCAUCGAGUCCGGCCGCCUGCUGGAGCUGCUGAACCGCAGCGAGGAGCGCUUCUCCGCCGAGGAGCUGCAGCUGCUCACCCAGGGCAUGGAGGACACGAGCUGCGAGCGGGGCGUCAACUACCGCCGCUUCCUGUACUUCAUCAUGGACGAGUAGGUCCUCGGUCUUGGCCUUGGCUCCUCGUCCGUUGACUCCUGUUCGAUUCGAUCUAUUAACCGCUUAACCUUAAAAAAAAAAGAAGAAAAGUA
Drosophila ficusphila is the source of this 1013-nucleotide messenger RNA. RefSeq lists its product as uncharacterized. NCBI's taxonomy places the organism in Eukaryota, Metazoa, Arthropoda, Insecta, Diptera, Drosophilidae. Gene Ontology annotation, molecular function: myosin heavy chain binding. Bases 1 to 921 code for a protein of 306 amino acids. The transcript is spliced from 2 exons. Gene Ontology annotation, cellular component: myosin II complex. The record is from RefSeq and is a predicted model, not a curated record.